AUGAGCCUUUAUAACAAUAAUAGUCAAAGAGAUUUUAGUGAUGAUAAUGAUACUCAUUUUUCUGAUAGCGAAGAUGAAAAUAUUCAAGAUAACUUAGAGGAGACUAUUACUAGCAUUUUAAGUUUAUCUAAUAAGGACAAGUCGAGUAUACUAGAAAACCUGAAGAAUUGUUUGGCUACUACAUACAAGGAAAAGGUUGAAGUUAAUAUCCAAAAAACAAUUGAAGAAGGAUGGGAAGUAGCUAGAGCUAAAAAACUUCUAGAUGAGUAUUAUGAGGCAAUUGUAAACCAUUUUGAUGAAAUGUCAGAUGUCGAUCAUGAAAUGCUUAUUACAGUAUUCAGUAAACCUCCCUUUAGUGACUUCUCUUAUAGACAUGAUACUGAAUUAAUUUGGUGCCCUCUAUUUAAUAAUGAGGCCUCUGAACAUUGCUAUCAUUCAGAAAUUAUAAAUCCUUUGCUUGUGGGAAUAUUUGAAAUGAUUGAACGUUCUGUAUGGCUUGAAAUUGGAGAAAUUGAGAAUGAAAUACAAGAAAUGAUACCAAGAAAGACAAUAAGCGAUCAAAACUUGGAAUGA
This is a messenger RNA of Dentiscutata erythropus, 573 nucleotides long. NCBI's taxonomy places the organism in Eukaryota, Fungi, Glomeromycota, Glomeromycetes, Diversisporales, Gigasporaceae. The record is from the annotation of a GenBank genome assembly.